Molecule: messenger RNA, 262 nt
Organism: Racocetra fulgida
Lineage: Eukaryota; Fungi; Glomeromycota; Glomeromycetes; Diversisporales; Gigasporaceae
Source: the annotation of a GenBank genome assembly
UUUCGUUUUGAAAAUGUCAACCCAAGAAGAAUAUCUAUUUAUUUUAAGAGAAACUUUUAACAAUUUAAUCAAAAAAUAUCUAGAAAGCAAAUCAUUAAAUAGACAUUGCAAAACCUUUAUUUUACAAACUGAUUAUGAUCUAAUUAUUUCAAUACUUUGUGAGCCUAAUAAUGUAAACUUAGAAACCUCUAAAGAUCAACAUUGGAUUAAAAAUUCUUUUCAACUUCAAGAAUUAAGAACUAAAACAAAUCUGAUUACUUAA